Dermatophagoides pteronyssinus (European house dust mite) is the source of this 1440-nucleotide messenger RNA. RefSeq names its product Protein pasi2 (gene pasi2). Gene Ontology annotation, cellular component: plasma membrane. The record is from RefSeq and is a predicted model, not a curated record. Lineage: Eukaryota; Metazoa; Arthropoda; Arachnida; Sarcoptiformes; Pyroglyphidae. Gene Ontology annotation, biological process: regulation of tube length, open tracheal system; establishment of glial blood-brain barrier; septate junction assembly.
AUUCAAUUUGAUUGGAUUCAUUUUUUUUUGUUUUGUUUUAUUUGCUGAAUUUAUAAAUAAAAUUUAUAAAUUAAAAAAAAAAACAAAUUCAAAAACACUAUGCCACCAUCGAUACAUUCGUAUGGUGCACGAUCAACCACAUCGAUCGCAACAAAUCGAUCCCGUACAUUACAUGGAUCUCGUAAGAUUAAAUUACAUUGGUGGGAACGACGACCAAUAUUAGCCAAUGCAUUUUUUAUUGAUUUACAAAAGGGUAGCUAUCUGGCAGCCAUUUAUACUUUGUUGGAAAGCAUUUUACAAAUUUGUUUGGCUAUAUUUGAUUUAUAUUGUUUGAUCGAAGCGGCACCCGGUUCGAAACAUUCUCGCAAUUUUGGUAUAAGUUUUUUAUUUGUUUACAGUGGUAAUCAACAUGUUCGACGAAGUUUAAUGGCUAUAGCAUUAUUGUUAGCAAUUAGUGCUGCAUAUUUAUCAAUCACAUCAGUAAUAUUAAUGGCAGCAUUACGUAAAGAACAUGAGCUUAAAUUUCGUCACUGGCUUCGUGCAAUGGCCAUAUUUAUCUGUUUCCGUCUUAUUACUAUCAUCUAUCAAUCAAUUGUGAAUGAUUUAUAUUUUGGUUAUCAUCAAGCGAUGUUGAUCAUUUGGUUCUUGCUCACAGCUCUCAAUGUAUUCACCUGGCUAGUAGUAUAUUCUAAUUUUCAAGAAUUAAGCGAUAUAACUCGACUAGAGGAUAUGGCCAAAUUGAAGAUGUCCACAUUGUCUUCGUUGAAUGCAUCACGUUCCUUUUCGCAUCAUAGUCUUGAUUCAGCUAAUCCUUAUGGACGAUAUGGCGGAACUGGUGUUGGUAGUGGUACCGGUUCAUUACAACCAUCACCACAAAUCUAUCAUCAUUCUUUGGUAACCAAUCAACCAUUGACCAUACAUGAAAGUCAUCAGAAUAUAGUUUCAAGUGACUCAAGACCAUCAGCUUCUCAUCAUCAUCAUCAUCAUCAACCACCACUGCCUACAACACCACGUUCACAUCAUUCAUCACAAAAUUCAUUACAUGCAAGCUAUUUACAGAUGUAUUCAAAUACAUUAUCACAAAGAAGCCGACAAUCAUCGGCAGCAUCUUUAUCGAUGAAUUCUUCAAUGGCCAAUGCAUUUCCUAUGCAAUCAUAUACAAGUAAUAGUAACAAUCAACCACAACAGCAAUCAUCAUCAUCUUUACAACAACAUCAUCAUAAUAAUCAACAAUCAAUAAACAAUAUGAUUAGUAAUCAACAAAGUCGAUUAAAUAAUGCUCCAAUUAAUUAUGGAUCGGCAGCAUUUUCUUCAUCAUAUUCAAAUCGUCAUAAUAAUACACCAAUGUGAACAAACAACAAUCAAUCAAUGAAAAAAAAAAUGUUUUAUUUUUGAUUAAAAUUGAUCAUUCAUCAAAUUUUAUAUUUACUGAAACUCAGU